AUCAUUACAAGACAAAGAYCAGUCUCUGGCRGAUGCAGGCAUAAAAAAAGGCUCUAAAGUUAUGUUGCUUGGAAAGAAAUACAAUCCAGAAGAGGAUAAUAAUAUGAAAGCACUGCGAACAGRUGAACAGCAAGUGGAUGGACAUGAAAAAAAGCUAGAAUCAUACACAGAAGAACUGAAUGGAAUACAAAAUGGCUUCCUACAACAGAAUCUUGCUAAAGAAGCAGUAGUCAAAAUAUCCAAACAGAUUCUUUGUCUUCAAGAAAGUUUAAUGAAAUUACUUGAGUCUCUAGAUUCUAUGAUAUUAGGUUCUUCAACUUUAGCAAUUAAAGGCAAAAGAAAAACUAUAGUCCAGAGAAUACAGUUAAUUAUAAGCAAAGCAGAUACAGAAAUUGCUCGAUGUGAUGCAAUACGUAAAGGUGUCAAUUUGUGAUUAAUACCCACUGAUUUGUAUAUAAAAACUUUCUUUAUUGUAUUGCUAUUAGUAAAUAAACCAAAUUUUAACUGA
Messenger RNA from Exaiptasia diaphana, 508 nucleotides. Its product is annotated as BAG family molecular chaperone regulator 1-like. The coding region runs from base 62 to 433 and encodes 123 amino acids. The record is from RefSeq and is a predicted model, not a curated record. The transcript is spliced from 5 exons. Gene Ontology annotation, molecular function: protein-folding chaperone binding. Lineage: Eukaryota; Metazoa; Cnidaria; Anthozoa; Actiniaria; Aiptasiidae.